This is a messenger RNA of Penaeus monodon (black tiger shrimp), 6234 nucleotides long. It is a transcript of the gene dom, whose product is annotated as helicase domino-like. Gene Ontology annotation, cellular component: Swr1 complex. Gene Ontology annotation, molecular function: ATP hydrolysis activity; histone binding; threonine deaminase activity. The record is from RefSeq and is a predicted model, not a curated record. NCBI's taxonomy places the organism in Eukaryota, Metazoa, Arthropoda, Malacostraca, Decapoda, Penaeidae. Gene Ontology annotation, biological process: L-threonine catabolic process.
UGCGCGUAAGUCAGUCGCUCACCCUGGCGAUCCGCUGAGGGCCGGCCGUCGUGUGUCUCUUGUUACUUAGACCCGCCAGAAAUGGAGUGAAUUCGGCGCGGGGUUUUCCCGCUGUGUUCGAAAACUUUGUGUGGGUCGCGUCACGCAGGAUGAGUGAUGUUAUAGUGCCAGAUGCAUCGUGUGUGUUUAAGUGUAUGUAAUGAGUGCACGAGAAACAAGCUUGCAGAAUGAAUCCAGCACACCAGGACAGAAUGUGACACAAGUUAUUCAGGCUGCUGGGGGUAAUGCUCCCAGCAGCAGUAGCAACAAUGUCAGUGGAGGCAUGGAGUCUCAGUUGGCCCAGCAACUCAUGAGUCCGGUAAAGGGGUCCAGCUUGGGGUCGGGUGAGGGAGAGCUGGUGAGGUUAUCAGAUCCACGCAGCUUACAUUCCUAUACACCGCACACCUCACCCAUCCCAUCUGGCCAUGCAACCCCUGUGGCAGCAGAGGUUACCCCCAACACCACCCCUUCCUCCUCUCCCCGGAGACCGCUACCCAGUGUGUCUCUGGAACCUCCAGCCAAACGGAUAAAAGUGGAGGAAAAACCCACUAAUAUCUUAGAACUCAGAAAUCUCAUUAUUGAUUGGAAGAAGGUUAAACUGGAGAGUGUUAAGGAUAAGUACAAUGACCAUUUGGUGGAAAAAUUCUUUCUGGAGAAUGAUGGCAACAUGAUGGACUUCCAGUCAUGGUGUAAGAGGCCAACUCCGGAGCUGCUUCAGUACAUUCGUCAAAACAAACUGGAAGGGGAUGAGUCUCUGGAAGCUAAGUACACCAUCCCAAAUCCUCUGCAGCUUUCAUCAAGCAUUCAGGUCAAAAGUGAGCCUCAAACUGAUUCUCAGUCUCCAUCAAAAUCUGGGCUAAGCUUGACUAGCAGAGGGUCAUCCUCUCCAGUUAAGCCUAGUAAGGGCAUGGCCUGUCCUGGUGUUGCAGCAAGACAAAAGACUCCGUCUACAAGUGAAGCAGCCCCAAGUUCAACCCAGCAAGAUCAGAUGGUUGAGAAGGCAAGACAAGAAGCGUAUGUUAUGCAACGUAUUGCUGCCUUGAGAAAAGAAGGACUGUGGCCAGAGAAACGUUUACCAAAAGUUCAGGAGCCUCCAAGGGCAAAGGCCCACUGGGACUAUUUACUUGAGGAAAUGGUGUGGCUCAGUGCUGACUUCGCUCAAGAAAGAAAAUGGAAAAAAGCAGCUGCCAAAAAGUGUGCUCGAAUGGUUCAGAAAUAUUUCCAGGAUAAAGCAUUACAGGCACAAAAAGCUGAAAAGGAACAGGAAAUGAGAACUAGGAAAAUUGCAGCAUUUAUAGCGAAGGAAAUUAGGACCUUCUGGGGCAACGUAGAAAAAUUAGUUGAAUAUAAAGUAACAACCAAAUUAGAUGAGAAGAAAAAGAAGGCACUGGACCAGCAGCUUAGUUUUAUUGUAGAUCAGACAGAGAGGUAUUCCUCAUGGUUAGCUGAGAGUAUGAACAAACCUGUGGACUCAACAGCUGCUUCCACUCGCUCUAAUUCACCGUCACGAGACAGUCGUGUAUCUGAUGAGGAAUUUCAGCCAGUGGAAUCAUCUGAUGAUGAUGAGGGCACUAUAGCGAGAGAGGAUGACAACCCUGAGGAGCAGGCCUCCGAGCUUCAGCUGCUACAAGAGGAAUCCAAGCAGACCAUCGAGGACCUGCUGAAGGAGCUCCCACCGGGCUACCUGGACCGUGAUAGUGACACCUCCAGUUGUAGUGGUGAUGCGGAACAGCCUGAGGCCCUGGAGGCUUCAGAUGCUGCAGUGCAAUGGAUAGCGUUGGUGAAAGAAAAACUGUUAAAGAUAUUAGAAAGAGGAAAGUGAAAUUAAAGACAAGUGGGGGUGAGGGCACAUCAAAGAAAGAAGUUGAUAAAGAUUUUGAGGUGGAGGAAUCAGAGGAUGAUGAUGAAAAUACAAUUGAAGAGCAAGAGGAGAAAGAAGGGGAAGUUAACCAUCAAGAAGAGUUGGACGAUUUGCAGGCUGAAAAUGAAAUGUCAGUUGAAGAGUUGAGAAGAAAAUAUGCAGAAUUAGCAGCCAGUGCUGAACCAAUGGAGGAAGACAUCGACAACGAAAGUUCAGAAGUUGAAGGAGAGGAGGAAGAACUGCAUGAAGAUUCUGACAGGGAUGAAGAGUGUAGUGAAGAAGGGGAAGAAACUCCUAGUGAUGAGGAGGAGGAGGAUCUUGGCCUUGGCCUGGCAACACUCAUGGAUGAGAAUUUCGAGACCAAGGACAAGGAUACCAAGGGUGACAGCGAGAAGGCAGACAAGGAGCUCCAGGAUGCCUCGGCAGUGGCAGAAGCCCUUCAGCCCAAAGGCUUCACCCUUUCUUCCACUUCUGUGACUACACCCAUUCCUUUCCUGUUGAAGCACAUGCUGAGAGAGUACCAACAUGUAGGCUUGGACUGGUUAACAACUAUGUAUGAAAAGAAGUUAAAUGGUAUUCUUGCCGAUGAGAUGGGUCUUGGUAAAACCAUUCAGACCAUAUCUCUCUUGGCCCACCUCGCUUGUGAGAAGGGUAAUUGGGGGCCACAUCUGAUUGUUGUCCCCACCUCCGUCAUGCUCAACUGGGAAAUGGAGUUUAAGAAAUGGUGCCCGGCUUUCAAGAUCCUCACCUACUAUGGCACGCAGAAAGAGCGGAAGAUGAAGAGACAAGGUUGGACAAAGCCAAAUGCAUUCCAUAUUUGUAUUACUUCCUACAAGCUGGUGAUCCAGGACCAUCAGAGUUUCAGAAGAAAAAAGUGGAAAUACUUUAUCCUUGAUGAAGCUCAGAACAUUAAGAAUUUCAAGUCGCAACGAUGGCAGUUACUAUUAAAUUUUCAAAGCCAAAGACGUUUAUUGCUGACGGGAACGCCCCUCCAAAAUAACCUAAUGGAGUUGUGGUCCUUGAUGCAUUUCCUGAUGCCCAAUGUGUUCGCCUCGCAUCGAGAGUUCCGGGAAUGGUUUUCCAACCCUGUGACUGGUAUGAUUGAAGGCAAUAAGGAGUACAAUGACAGCAUCAUUAAGAGAUUACACAAGGUGCUGAGACCAUUCAUAUUGAGGAGAUUAAAGACUGAAGUAGAACAGCAGAUGCCGAAGAAGUUUGAACAUGUUGUAAUGUGCAGACUGUCCAAACGGCAACGGUACCUCUAUGAAGAAUUCAUGUCAAGAACCAAAACUAAGGAGACUUUGGCAUCAGGCAAUUUUCUGAGUGUGAUAAAUGUGCUAAUGCAGCUACGUAAGGUUUGCAAUCAUCCUAACUUGUUUGAACCACGUCCAACUGUAUCGCCCUUCAUGAUGGAGGGUCUUCUAUACAGAGCCCCAUCCAUAGUGUGGGGGAUUACUGACUACGAUCCAUUUAAGCAUGUAGACCUAUUCAGCUUAAAUUUACUUCUUGCUGACCUAGAGCUAUGCCUAACAGCAUUUGCUGCACAUCGCAUUCGCAAGUUCCAAGCAUCCAAAAGACUCAUUGAAGAAAUAGACUCUGCCCCAGACCCUCCACCAAAGUGUCCAGCUGGUAAAAUCAAGCUCCACGUUCGGCCAUCUAGUCAAAGUGUGCCUAAGCCAGGAGGUUCUCCUGUGACCACUCCUAGAGCACCAACUCCUGUAGGGACUGUGCGAGCACCAUUGCAGCAAGCUCCUGCAGUAGCAGCAGCACCUGCUUCUGUGCCAGGUGGAGGCAUGAGGUUCCAGCUGGUGCAGCAAGGAGGUACAAUAAAAGCCAUCCAGGUUGCACCAGGCACAGGCAGCAGUGGAAUGAUGGUGCAACAGACACCCCAGGGACCACGUUUGGUCAUGCCACAAAGAGUGGGCAUUAGUAACCCUGCUGGUGCUGCCACUGUGGGUGGAGCACCAACAGUUGCUGGUACGUCAGCAGUUGGAGGACUUCAGCUUCUACAAACCUCAUCAGGUCAGCUGUUAUUAACAACAGCUCCUGUACAAAAGCCAGUGAACCAAACAAUGUCUCAAGGUGUCAGUGGAACAGCAGCAGCAGCACUGUUACAGCGUCUGCAAGGAUUAAAAGGCUUGCAAGGUUCAAUGAUAACAACAGGUGCAGGAGGUCGACCUGUCUUGAGAUUACCACUACCUACAAACACUCUGAGACCACAGACUCAGGUUUUGGGCACUGUUCCUAAUCCUGGAGCAGCACCAGCAGUGGGAGGGACAACAGCAGUACGUCCUCCUACAACUCCUGUGCAAAGUACACCUACUGCAAGUCCUGUGAGGCCUGGACCCUCAUCCCCAGCACCACGGGCAUCGACAGCCAAUUCAACCCCAAGCACCACGCCCACCAAGGUCAUGACGAGGGUUGAACAGCGGGAGCUAGAACGCCUAGAAGAAAAGAGAAAAGAUGAAGAGAGAAAAAGAAGCUUGUUUUUCCUUAAUGAUCUGGAUGAAAGAAAGCGAAAGAACAGAAAGGAUAAACUGUCGCUCAUUUCCAAACUAAACACCCGCCGCUGCCAUGCAUGCCCCAUUUAUGGGUCAGAUCUGAUUGAGGCAGUCAAUGUCAUUGGGAAUAUUCAGGGAUUGGCAUUGAGCACAGAAUGGUGUGGCCAAGGGAUGGUCCAUUGUCAGCAUGCAACUAUGGUCAAUCCAAGAUAUUAUUGGUCCCAGACUCAGUCACUUCACAUGAUGGUGAAUACUCCUGUGACCUAUCUUCAGAAGCUGAAGGAUAUGACAGACAGAUAUGUGUUCUGUAUUCCGUCAGUGGUCGCGCCGUACCCUCAGAUGAGAAUGAGUCAUCCACAGCCUUCCAAACUGUGGAUGGAUGAGCGAAUGAAGGUGAUCAUGAAGAAUGGGUUAGGGCCGAGAAUGUCACCGUUGCAUCAUAUCAUGAAUGCUUCCGUUACACAAUUCCCUGAUCCCAGACUUAUUCAGUAUGACUGCGGUAAGCUGCAGACUCUAGAUCGCCUUCUACGUCAGCUAAAGUCUGGGAGUCAUAGAGUCUUGAUAUUUACACAAAUGACAAAAAUGCUGGACGUUUUUGAAGCCUUCCUCAAUUACCAUGGACACCUGUAUUUGAGAUUAGAUGGCACAACAAGAGUUGACCAGAGACAGGUUUUGAUGGAGAGGUUCAAUCAAGACAAACGCAUCUUUGCUUUCAUUUUGUCAACUCGGUCUGGAGGUAUUGGUGUGAAUCUCACUGGUGCAGACACGGUCAUAUUUUAUGACUCAGAUUGGAAUCCAACCAUGGAUGCUCAGGCUCAAGACAGAUGUCAUCGUAUUGGACAAACCAGAGAUGUGCACAUCUAUAGACUCAUAUCGGAAAAGACCAUCGAAGAGAACAUCUUGAAGAAAGCCAAUCAAAAGCGCCUUCUUGGUGAUCUCGCAAUUGAAGGUGGCAACUUCACUACAGCACAUUUCAAGAGGUCUACCAUCCAGGAUCUCUUCGAUGUUAAUGUUGCUGAACAUGAUGCAUCAAAGAGAAUGUCAGAAGUCCUAGAAAAGAAUGGAGCUCCAGAAGAGGGCAAAGAGUACUCUGAAGGAGAAAGAGUCAAGAUGGGAGCAUUUGAAAGUGCCUUAGCUGCUGCCGAGGAUGAGACUGAUGUUCAGGCAGCAAAGACAGCAAAGGCAGAGGCUGCUGCAGAGUUGGCUGAGUUCGAUGAAAACAUUCCAAUUGAAGAUGGAGAAGGAGGAGAAGAACUGAGCAAGGCUGAGCAGGAGGUAGCACUGCUAAUGAAGCAGCUGACACCAGUAGAAAAGUAUGCCAUGAAGUUCAUAGAGUCUGCUGAUGAUGGUUGGGCUGCUGAAGCAGAGCGGAUGGCAGCAGAAAUUGAGCAGCAGAAGAAGGAAUGGGAAUUAGGGCGCCUGCAAGCUUUAAAGGAGGAGGAGGAGCGUUUGGCCCACAACUCGGAUGAUGAGCUUCUGGCUUACUCCUCUGCCGAUGCACACAAUCAGAAGAGUUCUCGUUCUAUGCGUACAUCUCAGCUGUUUGCACAGGAUAAUAAUAGCAAUUUUUCAUCUUUGUACUGUACCCGGUUUGAGACAAUCAAGAACAUAGCAAUCAAACGCACGCCAACCACAAAGCCUCCCCUCAGCAACCCCACACACAAGAAUCCCAAGCAUGCUCAAGUCCUGGCUGAAUCAGGAAUUCAGUAUGAUGGGCCUCUAAACCCCGGCCAGGUUGCAGCUAAUCUUGCUGAGCGCAUUCAGCGUGCAAAGCAGAAAACACAGGCAGCCCAGGAACUUGCACAGCAACAGAAAAUAUUACACCAGCAGUUG